Fomitiporia mediterranea MF3/22 is the source of this 1185-nucleotide messenger RNA. Its product is annotated as 3-deoxy-7-phosphoheptulonate synthase. The record is from RefSeq and is a predicted model, not a curated record. Lineage: Eukaryota; Fungi; Basidiomycota; Agaricomycetes; Hymenochaetales; Hymenochaetaceae. Gene Ontology annotation, cellular component: cytoplasm. Bases 1 to 1185 code for a protein of 394 amino acids. Gene Ontology annotation, biological process: aromatic amino acid biosynthetic process. The transcript is spliced from 5 exons. Gene Ontology annotation, molecular function: 3-deoxy-7-phosphoheptulonate synthase activity.
AUGACCGUGCACGUUAAGGAAGCCAUCUCGCGUCUUGAGAACAAGCGCGUUAAGCGUAUUAGACCUCUUAUUCCUCCCCAGAUCCUCCAGGAGGAUCUACCUCUGACCUUGUCCGCCGUCGAGACGGUGAUUAAUGGCAGACGAUCGACAGAAGAUAUUCUGCACGGUAACAGCGACAAGCUCGUUGUCGUCGUUGGGCCCUGCUCAGUGAAUAACGUCGAAGCAGCUCUCGAAUAUGCACACAAGCUCAAAGCCUACGCCGACUCUGCAAAGGACGACUUACACAUCAUUAUGCGCGUUUAUUUCGAGAAGCCCCGCACAACAGUUGGCUGGAAGGGUCUUAUUAACGACCCGGACAUGAAUGGCACUUUCAGUAUAAACAAAGGACUCCGGCUUGCACGUCAGCUGCUUCUUAACAUCACAACGAUUGGAUUACCCGCGGGCUGCGAGUUCCUUGAUACUAUAAGCCCACAGUAUACUGCUGAUCUAGUAUCGUGGGGUGCGAUCGGUGCACGCACGACAGAGUCGCAAGUGCAUCGCGAACUCACAAGUGCAUUGAGUAUGCCCACGGGAUUCAAGAACUCUACGGACGGCAGUGUAGGCAUUGCAGUCGAUGCAUGCCGCGCAGCGCGUGAAGGCCACGUCUUCCUCUCCGUCGGAAAGGAAGGGUUGAGCAGUAUAGUGGAAACUGAAGGAAACUCGGAUGUUCAUAUUAUCCUCCGCGGCGGAUCAAAAGGCCCUAAUUACGAGGCCGAGUACGUACGUGACUGCGCGGAGAAGUUGAAAAAAGCUGGAUUGCCGCAGAAGAUUAUGAUCGAUUGCAGCCACGGAAAUAGCUCCAAACAGCACCAGAGACAACUCAUUGUAGCAGACGAUAUUGCGAACCAACUUGCAUUCGGCGAUACAGCCAACAACAUCAUGGGCGUUAUGAUCGAAUCCAAUCUCGUCGAAGGUCGACAAGACAUUCCUUCAUCAGGUCCCUUAGGCCUCAAAUACGGUCAGUCAGUAACAGAUGCGUGCAUCUCGUGGGAACAGACCGUCGGCGUUCUGGAUCGCCUGCGUCAAGGGGUACAGGGCAGGAGGGAAAAUGUACGCCGGAAGGCACGAGGGCUGGAAGAGCUGAAAGCCCCACCUGUCAAUGGCAUCGUGAAUGGCGUGAACGGUCAAGUGGAGGCUGAGGCAUAA